GCUCAACACCAGCGUGCUCAGUCAGCACUCUGUACGCAUAAAUAUGGCGGCAUCAAUCAAUUGCUGGAAAUGUCUGUCGAGGCCCAGCAUUGCGGUAAUCCAAUUGAGCUCGCGUGUAGCUCGUGUCGCCGCAUCUGCCCCGUUCUCCUCCACCUCUACGAAUCUUGCCUUGCCAGCUCCCACUAGAAAGGCAGCCUCUACAACGAAAGGAGUUAAGACCAAUCUAAAAAUCAACAAAAAGCCUCGACCAAAAGAGUCCAGAAAACCGCCUGCCACCGGAGAAAGAAAGGCGCUAAGAAAACGAAUCGUACUGAGCAAUACAAAUGCGCUCGAGGUAGCUGGUAUGGAGGAUUUAAGCCCGGAAAUAGUUGACGCCAUUGCGAAGGAUACUGCAGAAGGGGAAGCUGGAUCUGGGCUGGUAGGAAAGGUGGUAGGAUUGCCAGGCGCAACCGUGGAUUCUUUGCGAGCGAUCGAGGCCUUCAAAACAACUCAAGGCUGGGGAUUAUUUCGCAGGCCGGGUACGCUUAUUAGAAAAGAGACAGCUGAUUUGACAAGAGCUUUACUUGCUGCGCAGAAGGAAAAAUCUACACUUACGCUGAUGCUUGACGGGGCCAAGGGCACGGGCAAGAGCAUGAUGCUUUUGCAAGCACAAGCAUCUGCAUUUGCCAAAAGCUGGAUUGUGCUGCAUAUUCCUGAGGGUAGGUGUCUACAACGACACGCUUAAUUGAAUAAUGUACUGAUUUCAUUGCAGCCCAAGAAUUAUCCAACGGAGUCAACGACUAUGCUCCGAUUCCGGGAUCCGAUUUAUGGGCUCAACCAACCUAUACAGCAGAAUGGCUGGCCAAAAUUGGAAAAGCCAACAAUGAGAUUCUAAAGACUCUCAAGAUGAAAAAUACACACAACCUUCCUGUUCCAAUAGAAAAAGACAUUACACUUGCCCGAUUCUGCGAAUUAGGUUCACGCGACCCCGACAUUGCAUGGUCGUUCUUUCAAGCUUUCUGGACAGAAUUAAAUCUUCCAGGACGACCUCCUGUCCUCUUGACUUUGGAUGGAAUGAGUUAUAUUAUGGGAAUGAGCGAAUACCGAGAUACGGAUAACAAGUUUAUCCACUGCCACAAUCUCGCACUCGUAAAGCACUUUGCGGAUCACAUUUCCGGCACAUCCAAACUAGCUAACGGUGGAGCGAUCAUUGGCUCAACAUCAAGAAGUCACAACCCCAUUUCACUCUCCAUGGACUUGGCCAUAUACCAAGCUUUACAGAGACAGGCUAAGCAAGAGAUCACUCAAAAAGAUCCAUUCGAGAAGAAGUAUGACGAGAGAGCCACCAAGGCUCUUCAAAAUGCCUCGGCGAUGAUGAUUGGUGGUUUAACGAAGAAGGAAUCAAGGGGUCUGAUGGAGUAUUGGGCUGCGAGUGGUGUAUUAAGACAGAGAGUUGAUGAACAAACAGUUGCGGAGAGGUGGGCUUUGGCUGGACAUGGCGUCGCAGCCGAGAUCCAGAGAGGGGCCUUAAGGAUGAGAAUAUAA
Molecule: messenger RNA, 1524 nt
Organism: Hymenoscyphus albidus
Lineage: Eukaryota; Fungi; Ascomycota; Leotiomycetes; Helotiales; Helotiaceae
Source: the annotation of a GenBank genome assembly